AUGGGUAAGUUUUUCUGAAUGACUGAUGUCAUUUGAAAUUACUGUAGACUUUGUCUUGGAGGUUGGACAUUUAUAAUCCGUAAUUUGGUAUUGAGGUUUGUGUUACAACGGAUUCUUCUGAAAUUUCCCAUUAGUACCUAUAGGUUAGGUACUUUAUGUUUUCAUUAAUUGAUGAAAAAAGAAAUAAGUAUCUAUUUCUUAGUUAUAAUAGUUAUAAUAAUAGGGAUUUUGUACAUUACAUUUUUGUUAUUUUUACUACCUACCUUCUGUUAUAUUAUAAAUGUUGAAUAACAUUUCAUUUUGGUGAGGCGGGAGUAAAUGUUCGGCUUGAGUUGUUUACUUGCCUUCUUCAUUAAUGACCAGACAAUAUUUCGUCUGAUUUUAAAGUUUACCGUAUGUGUGCAUGUGGAUAAAGUAUAAAAUGUGACUGAUGAUUACAUCUAACUGUUAGUACAUACCUUUGUAGAUAUAUGAAUAAUGUAUAUGAUCCAAAAUCAUAAUUUUAUCUUUUCAUAUUUUAUUGUUGAUUUUAUUUAUUAAUAUUCAUACCACUGAAUUUAAUUUGCCUAAUUCAGAGCAGGACAUUUCAUUAAAAACAUAUUGUAAAUAAUUCAGUACUAAAAACUUUUAAGUAGAAUUCUGAAGUUAUAGGAGCUAAAAAAAUGUAAUAAAUAUGCAAACAUUUACUCAGUUUAUUUUUCAAAAAUAUAUUAUAAUAAGAUUAUUAAUAUGCAAAAAAAAAAAUAUAAAGAUUAAAUGUGAAUAGCACCAUUAUCUCGUUAAAUUAAUAAUAGACUGUGAUGAUUAAAAAUACCAAUGAAUAACAAGGUAAAUAACUACGUUGAAUUAUAUUGAGUUUUAUAUUAAAUAUUAUUUAAAACACAUUUGUUAAGAAAGAAAAAAAAAAUCAAAUUUUUUAGCAAAUAUUAAAUAUGCAUUAUACGCUAAUGUUAAUGAACAUCUAUCAAAUAUGCACUUUUUCUCUAAAAUUAACAAAAUAUUUUAAAUGUUCUUUAUUUAAAGAAUAAGACUUUCUAGCUUGGUCUGCUAUAAAUCCAGUGCAUUCAGACAAAUAUGCAACUCUUAUAACUUCCAAGCCCUACUUAUUAGGUAUUAAUAAAAUAAUAAUCAUCAUACCUUUGCACUACUUACCUAUUUAACUAAGUACAAAUUAUUUUUUACAACACAAUUAUGUAUUUUGAACUAUACCCUCAAGAAAAAGGUUUUACACAAUUGAUGUAAAUAUAUUUUGCUUGAAUUAUGAUAUAUAAUUUUCAUUAUUACUAUGUUUAGUCCCAUCCCCCUCCUCUCCCCAUUGAAUAAUUUUGAAUAAGCUAUUGAUAUUGUUAAUUUAUUAUUUUUAUUUGAUACAUCUAUGAAUUAACUAUAUGAGGAUAUUCAUUUAAGUGGUUACACUCAUUAUCUUCAAAACUUUUUAAAAUUUUUUUGACAAUUUAAAAAAUAAUCUGCUCAAAAAUGUUAUAUUACAUUGAAACAACUACUUACUUCUGAUUUUCAAAUGACAAAUUAUAUUAAUAUAGAAAAAUUGCACAUAGAAAAUAAAAAUAAAUAUCUUUGUUAAACCAUAAGCUUCUUCGCUCCACUCAGAAUCUAAAAUUCCAUAGAUAUUAGUUUAGUAUAAUUAUUAGUUGAAAUACAUUUUGGUAUUAAUAUUUUUGUAUUAACAUUUAUAAUAGGUUGUUAUUUGAAAAUCAAAAGUAGCUAGUUGUUUCAUCCUCAAAAAUAAAGUUUAAUUUUUUUUUUUUUAUGUUACAAUUGCAUCUCCUCAACAAUUGAUCUAAAGUAUAACAAUUUACAUUAAAUAAAAAAAAAGAAUCAUCAAGUAAGGAUAGUGUUACCAUGUAGCUGCAUUUUUUUAAAUUGUCAAAAUUAAUUUGUUUUAAAAACAUUAAAACUUUUUGAGAUAAUGGGUGUUCCCACUUCAAUGGAUCAUCUUGUAUAUUGUGCGUAGCUUAUGGAAAAAUUACAGUAUUACAUAGUCAUUAUAAACUUUAUAGACAUAUUUUAAAUUAAAGGUAGGUAUACAAAAAAUAAAACAAAUCCAUUUUACAUAAUUGGCACUAAUAAGGUGGGGCUUAGAAGAGGGCUUAUCCCCCAAAAUUAAACUUUACCAAAAUAUUCAAGUUAUUUUUGUCUAUGUUUUACAUAUCUACUCAGUGACCACAUAUUAUUACAUUAAAAUAAUAAUAAAUUGUAAGAUCAUCAAAUUAAUAUUUUUUUAUUGUUAAGUAACUUUUUUAACAUAAUAAUUUUUAAAAAAAACAAAACCUAUUUUCUUAUUAAAUAAACCAGUUUAUGUAUUUAAGAAAAUAUUAGAACUGCAUUUAAAUUUGUUUUAAAAUUAAUUUAUAAUUAAAAUUUCUGUAUAAUAUCCCGUAUAUUUAAUACAAAUAAAAAUAAAAUUUAAAUAGAGCAAGUUCUAAUUUUAUGAAAUAUAUAAUUUCUGAUUUAAAAUGUGAGUAUUUAUAAAAAUUGUUUAUUAUAAUUUUAUUUUACAGGUGGAUUUUACAGCUAUUUCAAGAGUUUAUUUGGAGACAAAGAACUUAGAAUCUUAAUAUUAGGCUUAGAUGGUGCUGGAAAGACUACCAUAUUGUAUAGGUUACAAGUUGGCGAGGUUGUGACAACCAUUCCGACAAUAGGAUUCAAUGUAGAACAAGUAAUUUAUAACAAUAUUAAAUUUCAAGUUUGGGAUCUUGGAGGCCAAACAUCUAUUAGGUAAUAUUUUUUAUUUUAUUCGUUUUGUAUAGUAUAAUUAAUAUUAUUAAAAAAAAUUCUAAUUUUCUAAUUUCCACAUUAUGUAUCAUCGGCUAUCAUCUCUAUUUAAAAUAAUUAUGUUUUAAUUAUUAUUGAAAAUCUUUUUGAUAAGUUUUGAUACUUUUGAGACUGUACAUUUUUAGUGAUUAUUUAUUAUAAACCAAUUAAAACAAUAUUAUCAUUUAAAUAUUUAGGAGUGACUAUAGAUUUUAAUCUGAAAUGGUCCUAAAAUAUACAGAAAUAGAAUAUUAAAAACAAAUUGAUGAGCUUAUCUGUUUUAUUCUACAAAAUUUGAUUUCUUGAUAAAUUACAUGUAAUUUGUUGUAAUUAAUAUUUUGUAAUUGAUUUGGCUGAAAUAAAUAAAUAAAUACUUACAGAUAAUAGAUUUCUUCUAAUAAAUUAAUUUUAUGCUAAGAUUUUAUUUGAUUAUAAUGUGAAAUCACUUUCUGUUUAUAUUGUAUGGGGGCCAAUAAUUAUAGGGUAACAGCAGUACUGAAUUUAGAUUUUUGGGGGCCCAGGGCAAACAAUAUUUGAAGACCCAUGCUUUUUAAUAUAAUUAAAUAUAAGUAUAUAACAUAAUUAAAUCCAUUCAAUACAUUUUCUAAUGUCCACCAGUUGAAAAAAAUAAAAUAAAAAUAAAUGACUUUAUUAUCUAUGCAAAGUCUAUAGAUAAUGUAAUGACAGAAUAUUAUAAAUAAUCUAAAUUGUAUUUUCUUACCUGAUCAUAUUAUUAGGUAUUCAUUUUCAUUAAAUUCAUUACAAUUUAAUCAUAUUUUGUUUAUAAGAUUUAAAGGAAAUUUGGUGAAACUAUUUUAUUUUGUAGGAAAUAGUAACGAUAAAAUAAUAGCUAAUAUUAAUUUUAUUUUUUUCAUUUUCAGGCCUUAUUGGAGAUGCUAUUAUUCUAAUACAGAUGCUGUAGUAUAUGUAAUUGAUUCAGUAGAUCGAGAAAGAAUGGGUAUAGCCAAAGAUGAAUUGAUGUACAUGUUAAAAGUAAGUUUUAAUAAUAUUACAGUAGUUCUUGGUAAUUCCACAAAUUUAUAUAGGAAGAAGAACUGAAUGGUGCUAUACUAACAAUAUUGGCUAACAAACAAGAUGUCGAAGGUUGUAUGAAUGUUACUGAAAUAUAUCAAGCUCUCGGACUAGACACUUUAAAAAAUCGAACAUUCCAAAUAUUUAAAACAUCUGCCAAAAAAGGUAUAGGACUUGAUGAGGCUAUGGAUUGGCUUUGUAAUACAUUACAGAAUCACAAAUAA
This is a messenger RNA of Cinara cedri, 4028 nucleotides long. The record is from the annotation of a GenBank genome assembly. NCBI's taxonomy places the organism in Eukaryota, Metazoa, Arthropoda, Insecta, Hemiptera, Aphididae.